Molecule: messenger RNA, 2016 nt
Organism: Daphnia pulicaria
Lineage: Eukaryota; Metazoa; Arthropoda; Branchiopoda; Diplostraca; Daphniidae
Product: chitinase-3-like protein 1
Exons: 12
Coding region: 156-1823 (555 amino acids)
Biological process (GO): carbohydrate metabolic process; chitin catabolic process
Cellular component (GO): extracellular region
Molecular function (GO): chitinase activity; chitin binding
Source: RefSeq, a predicted model, not a curated record
UCACACCUUCUCAGCGGCAUAUAAAUAAAGGAAACACAGUGCAUUUCUUCAGAGUCUUAUUGAAUCAAACAGCAGAGAGUUUCGUGCGCAUCUGAAAUCAGAAUAUCCACAUCUAUAACCACUUGAAUAGAAGCCGCCAACAGGCCAAAUAGGAUAUGAAAACUCUAUGGAGAAUAGUUAUUUUGGUGGCUUUAGCCCACCAGGUCAUGUCGCUUGCCAUAGAAAAAGUGGCCGAGAAAAAGAAGAUGGUUUGUUAUUACGGUAGCUGGGCAGUAUAUCGUCCCGGUAACGGCAAGUUCGACGUCGAAAAUAUUGACCCGUUCCUCUGCACACACAUAGUCUACGGUUUUACUGGUUUGGGAUCAGACAACACGAUCAAACCCCUCGACCCCUACAAUGACCUUUACGAAAACUGGGGAAAAGGAGCUUUCCUAAGAUUCACGGGACUGAAGAAGAAAAAUCCUGAACUCAAAGCUCUCAUUGCUAUCGGUGGAUGGAACGAAGGAUCGCAGAAAUAUUCAUUGAUGGCAUCUGAUCCAGCAAAGAGAGCAAUCUUUGUAAACUCGGUGGUGAACUUUCUUAUAACCUACAAUUUCGAUGGGUUUGAUUUCGAUUGGGAAUACCCUGGAAAUCGAGGUGGUGCCAUAAUAGACAAGAUCAACUUCGUGCUUUUACUUCGUGAACUGAAGUCGGCGUUUGCUCCAUAUGGUUUUCUUCUUACCGCAGCUGUGUCUCCCGGCAAAUCAACAAUUGAUUCCGCUUAUGACAUUCCUGCAGUGGCAAGUGCUUUGGAUCAAAUUCACUUGAUGGCGUACGACUACCACGGGAGCUGGGAGACCUACACAGGAUUGAACGCGCCCUUGUACGCCAAUCCCAGUGUGGAAAGCGGAAGCAAUUUGUUGUUGAACGUCAACUGGACUGUAAACUACUGGAUUUCAAAUGGUGCUCCUGCUUCCAAAAUCAUUUUGGGUAUGGGUUUGUAUGGCCGUGGCUUCACGUUGGCUUCGCCGACUCAAAACGGUUUCUAUGCUUACGCUCCGCAACCGAUUACCGCUGGACCUUACACUCGGGAAUCUGGAACUUGGGGUUACAACGAGAUUUGCGAAAAGUUUAAGGCCGAUCCUUCGUGGACUGUCGUUCGUGACUCCUCUUACCUAACACCAUAUGCAUUCAAAUCUAGCCAAUGGAUCGGCUACGACGAUCAACAAUCUCUUACAAUCAAAGCCCAGUAUGCUAGUUCGAUGAAUUUGGGAGGAGCUAUGGUCUGGUCGAUGGAAACGGACGAUUUCAGGGGUCUCUGCCACAAUGUACCUUUCAUCCUUAUUAAAACCAUCUACGAAUCUAUGAAUGGACCUAUCGUCACUCCUUCACCAGUUACAACUACCUCGACAUUGUCGACAACAACAAAAGCCCCAAUUACAACCACUACAACCCCAAGAACCACGACGACCACAACAACCCCUGUGACGACUACAACUACUAUAAUCACAUCAUCACCUUCUUCACCCAGUACAACUACUCAGGGCACCACUAUUUGCGGUCCUACAAGUUCUAUUACAACUACAAAAAGUCCAUCAAUUUACACGACAUUGCCACCAAUAACCACGACAGGCGGAGCACCUCCACCGAAUACGCUUUGCAAAAGUGAAGGCCUCAAUCCAGAUCCCAAUGACUGCGGAAUCUUCUACACUUGCAUCAACAACGGCCAGGGUGGAUGGACGAUUUACACGCAGCGAUGUGCCAAUGGAACCGCAUUCAGUUACGAACUGAACACGUGUACCUUCCCAAAUCAGGUUCCAGGAUGUGAAAAUUAUACCGGUUGAUUGAAAUCGCGCCACAUUAUGUGUCACUAUUUUUUCCGAUUUAUCUGAUUAAUUUUUUUAAACAAAGAAUAUACGAUAACAAAAAUCAAUUUAAACAAAAUUUUCUGUAGUCAAAAAAGUAAAUUUGUAUAAUCACCAGAUAAUCACAUGAUUUAAUUUUUUAAAUAGUUAAAUAAAAGCAAAUUACAAUCGA